AUGGAUCACAAGGCUAGAGGUGUGUUUCAUGUAAAUGUAUCCCGGGAAUGCAGGAGCAGCAAUGGAAGCAGCAGUGGAAACAGCAGCAGUAGUAAAAGAAGCAGCAAUGAGUCACUCUCACGAUCCACUGAUAGUUCUUCCGCACCACAAGUAGUGGAGUCCAGUUCUCCUUCCACUGGCAUUUAUGAACCGGCGGAUGACGCGGAAAGUUCUUCCACGUGGGGAAUUCACGAAAUGGCGUCUCGUGUAGAGCAAGAGCAUGAAGAAGAAGAACAACAACAACAAAAAGAAGAAGAAGAAAAACGCCAAAAGGAAAAAGAAGAAGAAGAACAGCAACAACAACAACAACAGCCACUUCUAAGCACGCCUUGUACUUCUCCACCGCUGAGUUUGCGUGGUGAUUCAUCCUCCGUUAUCGUCUCUGGUCAACACUCACCGCCUCGCGUUCGUCCCACAAGUGAACUUCCACCCACAAAGUCUGUGGGAGACGUACCGCACAGUGCCCCUACAGCUGUGAAACCAGGCGAGAAGAUUUGCCAUGAUAAUAGACUUUCAUUUGAGUCACCAAUGCAGUCACAGAUAUCUUCACAUCCACCUGUUUUUCCCAGUUCUACCUCUGAUCCUCUUGUGACAUCAAGCAUAGCCUCGCCAUAUCCAUCCCCCACUCCAAAAAUAACUAGACCAACAACAACUGAAAGAGUAACAGAUAUUCAAAAUUCCUUACAAGGUGCCCAAUGUACAGUUUGUUCCUUAUGUGGUGUGACGGUUCUUCAGAUGGGAACAUUUGAAGAGCAAGAGAAACAAUAUAGGGAACAUGUAGAAUCGUGGGUACAUCAAAAAAAUGAUGAAAUGCGAACCUUACUUGAGCGUGGAGGAAGAGGUUUUUCUACAAAGAAAAGUGUAGGUGACAACACCUCAAUAUCACCUACAAAACUAAAAUCAUUUGAUGAAUUGGCGAUAUCACCCAUUAAAUUUACUUCUAAAAAUGUCAAACAUGUAAAAACUUCAACAUUACGUGAAAACUACGCUCAUUUUUUGAGAGAAGGAACGCGAACUGAAGUGGUGAAACCGAUAGUUUCACCACCAUUAACUUUUUCACCCAUCUUACACUCUAGAGAAGGUACAACCUCGCAUGUUCAAAAAGAACUAUUCUGUGAACAUAGCCACCAAAGUGUACCUGGAAAUGAAGAAGAAACUAGAUACUGCACUUGUGAGAAUGAUCCAGUCACUGUGAAGGAAAAAGUAAAACCAAGAGUGGAGCCUGAUAAUGAGAAACACCUGUUACCAAAUCAAGGAGCUGGCAGUAGAAAGAACAGUGAUGAUGCCCACUCAAAGAAACAAUCCCAUGAAAUAAGUAGCAGUUCUGGUAUGUUCCCCAAUAAUGAUAUCUCAAACGAAGACCUUCUAAAGAAAGAAAGACAGAUGGAACGGAAACUCGAUAAAUAUAUGAUCAAAAAAGAGCGAUAUCAGUUGUUGUUGUGUUUUCGUCGUUGGUUUAAUCUUAUGUUUGUACGUGUAAUGGAUAAUUCUAGUCCUUUACGUGUACGUGCCGAUUUGAGAGAACAGAUGAAAAAGAAAUUCGAGGGACAAAAUGUCCCAUCCAGCGGCUCUGAAACUACUGAGAGUCAUCGUAGCGCUGAUUCUGCCACCCCAAAACAACCUGUUGAGGGUCAGGAGAAAAAGUCAGAGUUGCGAAGGCCAAGUAAAACAACAACUACCACUACGGCUCGGACAGAGCCAUUCAUGGAAACUCACGUAAGGGAAUUUUCAUGUGUAAAUGAAGGUUCCUCUUCAGAUAAUCUAAAAGAUAAAGAGUGUACCACGGAUGUGAGUUGGUAUAUCCACCCUGCUUCCCACCGAAAAAAUACCUCGAAGAAGGUAGAAAAGAGAAGAGGUUCUCAGACAUCCCCAUUGAUGGAUGAAAAAAGUGUUGCCGAUAUCCUUGCGACACUCUCUCCAUCAUUGCGUGAACGAGUGGGAACACUGUUUCAAACAGAGACGCCGCACUCUUCUACAUUUCCAAAGGCCUCAUGUGCUCUCUCACAACUUCAUUCAUCUGCCAUACCACCACAAUCGUCUUCAUGGACAUCUUUUAAUGUGGGUGGAAGCCACAGAAGUUCUUCCGGGGCUCCAAUUCCCUGUUCCAUUCCGACUGGGUUGGAGGUGGCGGCAGAUGUUAGGGAGAGGAAUAGAGAGGAGGAACAGGGAGACGUUAAAGAAGAAAAGGUAAAGGGUCAUAAUCAACACGAAGAACCACGGUCACAACAUCAUAACCAUCACCAUCACCAUCAUCAUCAUCAUCAUCAAAAACACGAAGAAUAUCAAACUUAUUCGGCUUCCCAAGGUGAGGCAAUGAGAGCAAAGGAUUUGUCAGCAGCAGGCAUUCUGCCAAGAAAUUCUGCGACAUCAUCAAGCAACCAAAAAGAAGUACAUCAAUUGCGUAAAGAAGCAGAUCAGAGAGAAGAGAACGGGCAGCCAAAGGUACCAGGAGUAGCUGAAGAUGUUAAACAUGCUACUACUAGAAUGAUAGACCGCUCAAACAGAAAUCCUUUUGCUUAUGAGAACGAUAAUCAUCCCUCUGGUAAUCAAGGGGAGUAUGGUCGAGGUCAAGGAGAGAGGAUUUUCAUAGAUAAACGACGCCAGUGGCGGCCGCAUUCACCAUCACCUCGACAUCCAGGUGGUUUGGAGUGCGGGAGAGGAACAUCAUUUGGUGUGAACUCAUCUAUGAGAGGAAGAGGUGCACAAACACCAAUGAUGGGAAGAAGAGAAAAGGAAGAAAGACAUCCGUCCAUACUAAAGAAUAAGGAUGCCUUGAACCAUGGUUCUAAAUCCGAAAAAUUUAGAGGUAUUCCUGGGGAGUAUUAUAUUUAUUACAAAGGGUCAUACCACCAUCUACGAGAUCCAGCAUCUGAGAUACAUUACGAUGUAAAUGGGAGACGGAUGCCAAUAUACUUUGUUCGUCGUUCUAUGUCACCUUCAGUUUCUCCUAUGCGUGGCCGUUGGUUUUCAUUAACACGCCCGCGUAGUCCUCUUGGUCCUAGUCGUCUUAACCCAUACUGUGCUGUAUGUGUUGCACGGUAUAAUCUUGUACUAGUGGAUGAAAGUAUGCAGCCUUUGAGAAACUCCCCACAGCGACUUCCACACACGAGAAAUGAUGGUGUUAAUACAUCUCACUGUUGUAGAACUCGUUCAGGCAGACGAUCAACACCUGCCAAAACUGUGCCCCGUCACACAACACCGUGUUCCUUUUCAGAAGAAUUAGGUCCUUGGAACCGUGUGAGCAAAUUACAAGCACAUAACUGCCAACAUUUUUCACCAGCAUCGAUGGGGAACCCUAGACGCUCUAAUUCUCAAAGAAUCAUUCCUGUAUAUUCUACAUCUCAGAGAGUAUCGGAACCUAGCAGUGCCACCCCAUCACCACCACAGCGAAGAGUAGACGCCGAAAUGCAGAGAAGUCGCCAUGAUAAGAGCAACACUCUCCGAAAUUUUUCUCCAGAAGAAGAGAGUUGGCUUAUGCGACAGGAACGACGACUACGACGACGAAUGAAGUCACUUAUCUGGCGUGAACUACCGCAACGUCGUGGUGGUCGUGAAUGGAAAGAAUAUCUCAGCUCACUUAAUGAGGUGGUGCAAAUGCUGGAGACGCUACGUGAGGGAGAAAACCUAGAUAGAUAA
Messenger RNA from Trypanosoma theileri, 3675 nucleotides. Its product is annotated as megakaryocyte stimulating factor. Bases 1 to 3675 code for a protein of 1224 amino acids. Lineage: Eukaryota; Euglenozoa; Kinetoplastea; Trypanosomatida; Trypanosomatidae. The record is from RefSeq and is a predicted model, not a curated record. The transcript has a single exon.